AUGGCUUCUCCAAGUGUGCUGGUUUCAAGCCCCAAGGUUGCGGCCCUCCUCAAGAGGCUCCGCGGAGAGUCUGGAGCCCAGGAAUCAUCGUUCUCCGUCGUGUCAUUUUGGCUUCGAAAGAAGAUAAUGACUAUGAUUCUUGGGAGCCGUAGAUGGAACUCCGCCGAUGACGACUUCAUGAGAGACAAAUAUAUCUGUCUAGAGGCCGACAAAAGUGAACUUGUCUAUCUCCUAGCGAGAUCUACUGGUGCUCUGAACAUCGUGGAAGCAGGUACAAGCUUCGGCGUCUCGACAAUCUACCUUGCUCUCGCAGCUGGACAGAACGCCGCAGCCAAAGCAUCUAAGUCCAUAACACCAGGUCAAGGCGCGCAAGUCUUUGCAACGGAAAAUGAACCCACUAAGGCGAAGAAGGCGAAGGAGCAUUGGAAGGAGGCUGGGGAAGAGGUGGAGCCCUGGAUUACCUUGCUGGAAGGCGAUCUUCGUGAAACACUACCGGAUCAAAUGAAGAAGGUCGAUCAAAUUGACAUGUUACUGUUGGACAUCUGGACUCCAAUGGCUCUCCCGGCACUCAAAGCAGUUCAACCAAAGCUCCGUACGGGUGCACUUAUCAUUGCAGACAACACUGUCAUGGCUCGCAGUGACUACAAGGACCUAUUUGAUUAUAUGGACGAUCCUAAGAACGGCUUCAAGCACAUGACGACCCCGUUCAAGGGUGGCUUGGAAGUCAUUGUCUACCUCCCUUAA
Trichophyton rubrum CBS 118892 is the source of this 744-nucleotide messenger RNA. RefSeq lists its product as uncharacterized. NCBI's taxonomy places the organism in Eukaryota, Fungi, Ascomycota, Eurotiomycetes, Onygenales, Arthrodermataceae. The transcript has 2 exons. Bases 1 to 744 code for a protein of 247 amino acids. The record is from RefSeq and is a predicted model, not a curated record. Gene Ontology annotation, molecular function: O-methyltransferase activity.